This is a messenger RNA of Nematolebias whitei (Rio pearlfish), 741 nucleotides long. RefSeq lists its product as uncharacterized. The coding region runs from base 1 to 741 and encodes 246 amino acids. The record is from RefSeq and is a predicted model, not a curated record. Gene Ontology annotation, biological process: attachment of mitotic spindle microtubules to kinetochore. The transcript has 3 exons. Lineage: Eukaryota; Metazoa; Chordata; Actinopteri; Cyprinodontiformes; Rivulidae.
AUGGCGACGUCUCACCCCACCUGCCUGGACGACGUGGCCGUGGGUCGCCUCGGCAAAGUCCUGAUGUACCAGAGCAGCGGGCGGCUCUUCCACUGCUACAUCUGCUUCGAUACCAGCAGAGACUUCAGCAAAAUCUUCAAGCACAUCAUCACCAAACACUGCAUGGCCAAGAGGGAGGAGGUGGAAGAAGGGGGAGUUGUAGGAGAGGGGAGCGAGAAGGGUGAAGAGGAGGUAGAGAAGGAUGCUCCUGACAAAAGAAGCAGUGACGUUGAGGAGGCAAACGAUGGAGCGAAGGACACUCUGAAAAGAAAGCGAAACGGCGAGGGAGAGGAGAACGAGGAGGAGCAAAACGAGGAAUCGGUGUCUGUGAAACCCCAAGACGAGAAGAAGAACGCCCUGAUGUUUGACGGCCUCACUUACUGCUGCCUGAUCUGCGGCUGGAGGACCAAAACAAAAUCGGCUUCCGUCAGCCACUUGGUGCGCAAACACGACCUCCACAAAAAGUAUGCGGCGCAGGUCAUCAGGCAAGACGUCGCCUCCAUCGGUCAGAGGCGGGGAGGCGGGGCCGAGGAUGAAGAGGCACCGGGGCUGAGCAAGGAGCUGUUGAAGGAGGAGAUUGAAGCAACGUCCAAGGUGUUGAACUACAUUGGCAGCCGCUACAUUUGCCAGAUCUGUGGCUGGAGGACCAAAGUUAAAGAUUCUGAUGUGAAGCCGGUUGGAUCAUUAUUGAUUCUGAUGUGA